UAUCACUAAUAAAUGCACACCUGUUAGUGACAGAUGGAAUUCGGUAAUACACUGUAUCUGGUGGAUACGUAAGAACUAGUUAAAUAUAAAAAUCACGUCAACAAAAUAAAAUACUAUCUGGACUCUCGUCUGGCUUGCUUACAAGUGCGUGCAAGUUAUUCACGUCUUCGAAGAUGUCGACUAACAAGAUGUAUUUAUUUUUCUUCGUUUCAACAAUGUUGGUUGUUCCCUCUAAGAUGGCCUGUUGGAUUGAAUCGGGAAAUGGGAAGAGUUGUCAACAUGAAGGACACACCCUUGCCCUGAAUGAAGUGUAUGAAAACAACUGGGGUCCCAGAUGUUACAAAUGUACCUGUAGAACGUUUGGCUUAUCUUGUUGCGACACAGGCACAGUUAUUAUUCGAGAAGGCCUACCAUCGAACUGUAAAGUUAUAAAGAAAGGAUGCCAUGAGGAAGCUGUAAGCAAGACGGAUGAAUCUAAACCUUGUGACGGGCCUGUAAGAGCCGUACUGGGUUAAUUUGUUUAAGAAGUAUAGCAGAAUGGCAAUUAAACAUACUGGAUGCUGUAUCAACUGUCUAUACAUGUACAACAUUAUAUUGAAUAAAGGAGUAAUAUCGCC
Messenger RNA from Saccostrea echinata, 617 nucleotides. RefSeq lists its product as uncharacterized. Lineage: Eukaryota; Metazoa; Mollusca; Bivalvia; Ostreida; Ostreidae. The transcript has 3 exons. Bases 174 to 515 code for a protein of 113 amino acids. The record is from RefSeq and is a predicted model, not a curated record.